UCAUUGGGGCUUGUGAUAAUAGAUAAUCUCUUAGACAAUUAUUGGUCGGGUAUCGGUUGGUACCAGCAUUAAUAUAUUCACAAAAAACACGAAAAAUAUAUUGUAUGUCAAGAAGUCACCAAAUAAGAAUAAUUUAUUAAUAAACAAUUGGUUGUUGUUACGUAACAAAUCCCACACAUGUUUGUGCAAAAGAAUGGAUAUCCUAGAAAAUCAACAUAAUUAAAUAGUGGGGAUCAAGCUUUGUAAUAAUCUGCUAACACAGAUCAGGAUUUUUAGUUUAGGUUUAUAUUUUGUGUGAUAUGGUCAACUGCCUAAAUACCAAGAUGCGAAAUUUGAUGUAUCCGUUUACCGUAGUGCUGAUUCUGAAUUGUUUUACGAUCGCUCUAGGUGAGCCUACUUAUUACAGACAAUACAAAGUACUUACCGCCGAUUAUCCACAACAAACAUACUAUGGAAAUCCUUACUCCGAUUACAGAUAUAGAUAUUCAAACAACAAUAAUGUUUAUAUUACCGACCGAAACGGAAGAACUUAUCUUCAAUCUGGAGACAGUUAUAGAGUCAGUUCAUAUUCCUCGACAACCUGCACUGCUAGUACCUGUGGACAAAAUGCCCAAUGCCAAGUCGUAGGAGGACGUCCUGUAUGUUCGUGUUUACGAGGACAUUCUGGGGACCCUCUUUCAUAUUGUAAAAGAGAAGAAUGUUUGGACGAUAGUGAAUGCAGGGGACAAUUAUCUUGUCGAAGCGGCAAAUGCAUAGAUAUUUGUGUUGGUACUUGUGGAACCAAUGCCAAUUGUGAAGCAAGAAGAGGAGUACCAAUUUGUACUUGUCCUCCUGGAUAUACCGGAGAUCCAAUUUCUCAUUGCCGAAGAUUCGAUCCGGAGGAACUAUGUCAUCCUAGUCCGUGCGGUCCCAAUACCCAAUGUGAAGUCAAAAAUGAAGUUCCAACUUGUUCGUGUUUACCUGGUUAUCACGGAUCUCCUUUGGCAGGAUGUCGCCAUGAAUGUGAAAGUGAUGCGGAAUGCGGUCCAACACUUGCUUGCAUCGAAUUCAAAUGUCAGAAUCCUUGUUUGAGUCAAUGUGGCAAAAACGCCGAAUGUGAAACUAUUAGUAAUCAUAGAGCGGUUUGCAAGUGUCCUAAGAAUUACUUUGGCAAUCCUUACUCUUCUUGUCAACCAGAAUGCUAUGGAGACGUAGAUUGUCCUAGUUCGAAGCCUGCGUGUUUCUAUGGAAUUUGCAAAAGUCCCUGCGAAGGGGCUUGCGGAGUUGGCGCAAAUUGUGAACUCAGAGGUCUAACUCCUGUAUGUUCGUGUCCUAAAGAUAUGACUGGCGAUCCCUUCAUCCGUUGCAGACCUUUUGAACCGAGAGAUUUGUGUGAACCGAAUCCAUGUGGCUCCAAUGCGCAUUGCGAACCAGGUUUUGAUAGAGCUAAUAACGAACGCCCUGUGUGUACAUGUCCUCGAGGAUACAUUGGGGAUCCGCUGAAAGCUUGUUUCCCCGGAGAAUGUACCGAUGAUGUUCAAUGCCCGGAUAGCCAAGCAUGUAUAGAUUAUAAAUGUAAAAAUCCUUGCAUCAACCAAUGUGGAAUAAACGCCAACUGUAAUGCCCGACGUCACCUUGCAGUUUGUACCUGUCCCACGGGAUACAAUGGUGAUGCCCUUAUUCACUGUUAUCCUAGGUCUACAGAAGCAGCAGGAAGGUCUUAUUAUUGAAAAUUGUUUGAAGAUGUGAUUGGGAAUUUAACAAAUAUUAAUUCAUCCAAUAUAA
Diorhabda carinulata is the source of this 1764-nucleotide messenger RNA. RefSeq names its product adhesive plaque matrix protein 2. The transcript has 8 exons. Lineage: Eukaryota; Metazoa; Arthropoda; Insecta; Coleoptera; Chrysomelidae. The record is from RefSeq and is a predicted model, not a curated record. Bases 300 to 1709 code for a protein of 469 amino acids.